CACUUCAGUAAGGAAUCCUUGCGUUCGGGCUUCCAUAAAUGCAAUAGAAACCAGAAAAAAUAGAAACCCUAACUCGAUUGAAGAUCAAAUUAAAGUAGAUUAGGAAGCAGAAAUCGCCGAGAAAACAAUGUCGGGGCAGCAAGAGGAAGAUAAGAAGCCCGGUGAUCAGUCUGCCGCUCACAUCAAUCUGAAAGUCAAAGGCCAGGACGGGAAUGAAGUUUUCUUCAGGAUCAAAAGAAGCACACAACUGAAGAAGCUUAUGAAUGCAUACUGUGACCGCCAAUCUGUGGAUUUCAACUCCAUUGCCUUCUUGUUUGAUGGCCGCCGCCUGCGAGGCGAGCAAACUCCUGACGAGCUGGAGAUGGAGGAUGGAGAUGAGAUUGAUGCUAUGCUGCACCAAACCGGGGGCACAUAUGCUUCAACCGUCUUCUCUUUUGUGUGAAGCAAGUGCUACUUUACCGUUUUUAGUAUUUAAAAGAAUUAGUUAUUGUCUGAUGACAUAAAUUUUAUAACGUUAUAAGUUUGCUGUUGACUGUUAUAAGACUUGCUGGACUUGUUCUGAUCUGAAUUAUCUUGCUCUUAUGGAUGAGCUUGAAUU
This is a messenger RNA of Hibiscus syriacus, 598 nucleotides long. RefSeq names its product small ubiquitin-related modifier 1-like. NCBI's taxonomy places the organism in Eukaryota, Viridiplantae, Streptophyta, Magnoliopsida, Malvales, Malvaceae. Gene Ontology annotation, biological process: protein sumoylation. Gene Ontology annotation, cellular component: nucleus. The record is from RefSeq and is a predicted model, not a curated record. The transcript has 3 exons. Gene Ontology annotation, molecular function: protein tag activity; ubiquitin-like protein ligase binding. Bases 128 to 442 code for a protein of 104 amino acids.